ACCGGGUGUCCUGUCAUGGCGGCUGAACUUGGCAGCAUAAAAUAUUAACAUUUCAAAGUAUUUCUAAGGUUUUCGUCUUCUUUGGGUCACUUUAGAGAUAAUUAUAUACAGAAGAAGAGAAGGAGACUGUUUGGUAUCAAGUCAAAGUUUUAUUAAUCUUCAAAAAUGGAUAUAGGAUUGAACGAACAUCACCAGAAGAAUGUUGUYAACUAUUUGCGCUUUGCAAGGUUCAAUCGAAGUCAAAGAUUGAGAGGAAUAGAAGGGGCAUUUGAAGAUCUUAAGGAUAGCAGGCUUGUAGAAGAUACGUACACUUUAGAUGAAAUAACAGAAAUGCUGACUGGUCUUUGUGCUGUUGUGAAAGGAGAAGUAGAAUCAGAAUUAAUCAACACAGCACACACYAAUGUUCUUCUACUCAGACAAGUUUUUAGUCAGGCAGAAAAAUGGCACCUCAAACUACAAGCUGAUAUAUCUGAACUAGAAAACAGGGAACUAAUUGAAGAGAUUGCUAAGUUUGAAGAAAGAGAAUUUUCACCUGCUGCUCAAACUUCUCAGACUAAGAUGUCUAAGUUGUCUCAAGCUUCCAAGUUAGAGCCACUAAACGAGGGUGGAGCAGUACCCCUUCUACAAAUGGAAAUUAAUCGUUUAAAUGAUGACAACACUAAACUUAGAAACCGCAUCAAAGACUUGGAAACAAAGGCCACAGGUGUACUUGGUGAACAAAGGAAGCUUAAAGACAACUUGGAACAAACACAAGCUGAGCUAAAGGCCAAAAGUAACCAGAAUGUUGCGAGUGAUUUGUCAGAUCUGGAAGGCAAAAUGGCCAAAGUUAAGAUGGAUCUGAAAAAGUCUAAAGAGUCCGAAUCCCAAAUAGCUGCGUCAUUUGAUGAAGAAAUAGCCAAUGCCAAGCAUGAAAUUCUAAGGCUUCAGGCAGAACUAGAGGACACUCAACAGGAACUGACAAAGAAAUUCAAUGAAACAUCGCAGUAUAAGAAUAUGAAGCAGAUGCUGACAACAAAGAAYGAACAGAUUAAAGACCUUCGAAGUCGUCUGCGCAAGUACGAACCAGAAACCUGAACCAAUACCCACAACAUUGCGUUCAUGUGGCCCGUCCUGGAACAUUUUUUGACUUUGAACCAUUUAAUUGUCGCACUUUGGACUGUGAAUUACAAGUAUUUAUUGAUCACACGAGCCAGUUUCAGAUUCCUGGAAGUGUCUUUGAAAUUUAGACAGUUACAGUUACUUACAAAAAUAGUCAUUCCRUGAAACAGCUAUAAAUAGUUAAUUACAUUUAUUGCAAAAUUAAACAAAAGGAACAUUACGAUGGAACCAAAUUGGGAAAUUUGCAUUGUCACAGAAAUAUCGUCCUUGUCUGAUAUUAAAGUAUCCUAAAGACCUA
This is a messenger RNA of Exaiptasia diaphana, 1396 nucleotides long. Its product is annotated as leucine zipper transcription factor-like protein 1. Gene Ontology annotation, cellular component: cytoplasm. The coding region runs from base 166 to 1074 and encodes 302 amino acids. NCBI's taxonomy places the organism in Eukaryota, Metazoa, Cnidaria, Anthozoa, Actiniaria, Aiptasiidae. The record is from RefSeq and is a predicted model, not a curated record. Gene Ontology annotation, biological process: negative regulation of protein localization to cilium. The transcript is spliced from 12 exons.